Molecule: messenger RNA, 2606 nt
Organism: Magallana angulata
Lineage: Eukaryota; Metazoa; Mollusca; Bivalvia; Ostreida; Ostreidae
Product: E3 ubiquitin ligase TRAF3IP2-like
Exons: 4
Coding region: 164-1207 (347 amino acids)
Biological process (GO): humoral immune response; positive regulation of canonical NF-kappaB signal transduction
Source: RefSeq, a predicted model, not a curated record
CUGGGACACUGUCAGUGCUUGUUAUUGAGAAGGUGACAUGCAUGCAAAUUAUAUACAACAUAUAUUUUUUUUUCAAAACAACGAUGUAUUUUUAAAGACGACAGUCCCUACCUGUAGUUGGAUGACGAAACAUGUGCGGUAGCAGACAAAUUUUUGGGAAAACAUGGAAUCUUGGUACCCAGCGGUGCAUUCCCAUGAAAGCACCAAACGUGAAAUAGAAAACAGAUGUCCUUGCCCAGAGUGCUACCAGUACCAUUCCUCUUCAAGCUCCGUUCAUUCGAGCAAUACAACGAAAAGCAAUGAUCUUUUCGGCGAUACAUCCCCUAUUUCGCCUUCUGAUGCAUUUCUAUCACCAAGUCCCCAGAGUCCACGUUCUGGACACGGUGUACACCCCUCGAUAACAAGACAAUCUACGAAUCCACUCUUUGGACAAAAUAGAAACCUUUCUUCCAAUGUGAACGCCAAGGGUGGAUGGUCAUCUGCGAAACCUUUUUCUGAACCUUCCAAUAUAGGACGUGAGUGUAACUCUUCGAAUCAACUUACUGAACAAAAUAGGAUCCGUUCUUUAAGCCAAUAUAAUGCGAACGGUUUCCCUGGAAGGUGUGAAUGCACAUGUGGCAUACCUGGCUCACCUGAAGAGUACACAGACCACGGUAGUUCAGCACAGUCCGUGUCACUUACCUGUCUCUGUCCAUCUUCCAUCAUAAGUGAUAACACACCAAAUACAGAAAAGCCGAUCGUUUAUCUGACGUUUUCGGGGAAAAGCAAAAGACAUUUUCGUGAAAUUAAACAGUUGUGUGAUGAACUUAGAGAUUGUCUAAAUUUUUCGGCGAAGUGUGACAAUUAUGAUGUCAUCAGACAAUCUGGAGAACUCAACAUUGUUCAGUGGAGAGACACGAACUUUUCAAAGGCUCUGUGGAUACUAUUCUGUAUAUCACCCGAAUACAGUAACACUUUACGUUGUGUGAGAAAAAACAAUUGUCUCUCUGAUAUUAGUGAAAACGAAAAGGGGAUACUUUACAUACACAGUAUUUCAACGGCUGAGUUUUUGGACAAUGGAAGUCGUAACUUUCGGAUGAUUCCUGUAGUUUUUACCAAGAGCAAUGCAAGUGUACAAGAUAUUCCAUGUUUUCUGAGAUCUUCUCCAUUCUAUAAAUAUCCGAUGGAAAAAGAAAACUUAUUCGAACGAUUAAUACAAUAUAAGUAGUUUGAAACGAAGGAAUGCACAGAAAAAAAAAUCUUAGUUCUAAACUAUUAAAGAGAUUUGUAAUAUAUAGCAAGUGCAACAGUAACAUGUAAACAGAUUUAAACUUGAUUAAACCCCUGUUUCCUGUAUCAAGGUCUACAGAGCUUCAAAAUGUGGCUUGUAAAAACCGAUAUGUGAAUGCAGUUUAACUGCGACUUCCAGAAACUAGAUUCGGAAGAUAUGCACAACUGAAAAAUGUAUUAGACAUUUUUAUCUCAAGAACUAUACAAGAAAUUUUAGCUGUAAAUUUCAGUAUUCAUUUUGCUGCAAAAAAUGUGGUAUUAUGUAUUUAUGAUAUUAAUUUAACAUAACCUUGAAAAUUGACAUGAUUGAGCCAAAUUUUAUAUACCUAAAUGACAGAUUUGUGCACUAAAGCAAUUUUGAUAACUACAUACACAUACAAGUACUUUUAAAUGAUAACUUUAAUGUCUUAGUUAUGGCACCCUGAAGCAGGAAUGUAGUAAUAGAGGUCCAGAAAGGGAUACAAAGUGGUAUCCAAGAAAUAAUUGUCUAUAAACAUUCAUAUAAUAUAAAGGUAAGUCUGUUUUAGAAUUGAAAUAUAUAACAAUUUUUAAAAAAAAAAAAGACUGGGGAGGAAAAACCAGGGGAUAUUGGUUCAGUCUGCUGAAUUGACUUUCAAUAUAAUACAUGUACCAACUCUCGAAAAGCCGGGUUUUGAUUAAGUUUUCUGUAUAUAAAAGUCCACAAAUAUACUUUUAACAAGAAAUUGCUUGUUACUACAUGCAAGAUAUGUCUUUACAACUAAAAGCCUUAGGAUGAACACAAAGUGAUCGUUGGUAAAUGGAGAGAUAUCAAAGCGCAAAGUUUCCAACCUUCUGUCCCAUAUUGUUCAGCUUCUCUACAUCACGAAUCAUUAGAAUUUUUUCUUAAUACAUGUAAUCACAAGUAGCAAAUCUUGAUUGGCAUUUACAACUCUUAUAUUACACGAUGGUGACAAAAAUUGAUUCAUUUGAUUUCGCGGUAAAAGGUAGUAUUUAAAACCUUAAUGUCAUACCUUUGGACUUGUUAAUAAUUUUUCUUUUUAAAAUAUUUUUAACAAGUGCAUAAUUUGUUAUCUCUUGGUCAUCUCUCAUUCUUUUAAAAACUCUAUCCACAUAUGCUAUCUCGAAAUAGUAAGUAAGUAAAUAUUUUAUUAAAGUAACAUAUGUGUAUGUCAAAAGUAUACUAUAGUGCAAUACAAUGUUGUAUAUCAUUAAAUUAGACCGGGCCCCUUUCACCUUUAUGUCAAUUUGAAAUCAUUGAAUAUACAAAGUAGAUACAGUAUUUGAGCGCAUUAAUGUACCCUGGUUUGUACAGAUAAUUUUGUAUUACUGAGUAAAUUAAAUUGAGGUAUUUGGCA